UCUCUUUUAGUGGGAGACGGAGGGUGAGAGUCAGAAGAGAGGGGGAGACAGAGAGAAGAGAGAGGGAGAUAUAGAGAUGUCGGAACCAGCCACUAAUCCCGCUGCCACCUCGUUCCCAGCGCCAACUAUUUCUCUACCUUUGGGACUGGAAGUAUUGAGAACUUACUCUGGAGCCCUUGUCUGUUUAGAAAUAUUAUUUGGCGCUCUAGUAUGGAUCCUGGUGGCUUCCUCCAAUGUGCCCGUGCCUCUGCUGCAGGGUUGGGUGAUGUUUGUCUCAGUCACCACCUUCUUCCUCUCCUCCGCCUACCUCACGCUCCUCAUCACUGGCCUGGCAGACCGCAUCAACACUGACUGGAAUUUCUUGGAUGUGUUUUACCAUUUUAUGGCUUUGCUUUUUUACUUUGCUGCCUUCGUUCUGGAGGCAGCAACUACAGCAGCUAAUGGAGGAGCCUACAUCAAGACGAUGCCUAACACCACUGAGACUGUCAUGUGUAUAACCUACCCUCGGGGCAAUAUAUUCACAGUCCUGGACGAUAGGCAAUACAGUAUUAAUGUUGCGGCCACGAUAUUUGCGUUUGUGGUGACACUAUGCUAUGGCUGCAGUAUGGUGAUGGGCUUUAAGAGGUGGCGGAUGUAAACCCAGGAAAACCAGCACAAAGUAGUUUUAUAACUGCUUCAUAACUUUAGCAUGUAUUAAAACAAUCAGCUACGCCACCCAGAGCUCCAUAGCGAGCUCUGCUAUUCAGUUUAGUUUAGUGCAAACUUUGUAAUUAGGAAAAAUAUAGAUGACAAAAUUUCUUCAGUCGAAACAGAUUUCUGCACAAUAACAUUCCUACAGUUAUUCUGAGAUAUUGAAAGGAUUGGUUUUAGGUAGGUUCAGUCUGGUCUAGAGAAAUGUAAUAAUAACAUAUUUUGAGGUCAGGGUUAAAGAAUAGCUGUUUAAGUUGAUGCUCAGUUAUUUUGCUGCUUACCAAUGACUUCCCUGUUUCAUUAAGCUCUCAAGAAAAAGUGGGAAGUUAGGGAAGGUUGUGAGGGGACCUUGUAUAUGAUACAAUGUUCUGAAGCAAUACAGGGUCAAUUUGCCAAGUGUAAGUGAUGAUUGUGACAGUUUUAGGUUAUGUUUCUUUUCACCCCCUUUGUUUAUCAUACAUAUCAUGAAGUAUUUCCCCAUUUUCUGAAUCAUAUCCAUAUUGGAGGGCAUAUUUUCCAUUUCCAUUACCACAAAAACGAGCCUAUGUAUGCUGCUGACAGGUUUUGCAUAACAGAACAUUAAUGUGAUGGUGCAAUUAAGACCCUAAAAAGCAACAUGAUUGUUUUCACUGUCCUCCAGUUACCUUGGUGCUAAAGAGCAGUAAACUCACUCUAGAUUUAACACGACUGUUAUUACAUGUUUAUGUGAAAACUAUUUCAAAUGUGAGUUGAUCUGAUAUAUGAAUUUCAAAGUUUAAAUUUGAAUUUGUUGUGAGCACUUUUUGUUAAAUUUUCUCGGCCUAUCCGGCAUAACUGUUUUUCACAUUAUUGUAGCUAUUAAUAUGUGUUACUGUUUAAACAGUGCUGUCCUAUGUGACUAACUCCAGUGACUUACUGAUAAAUACCUUUUGACCAAGGCCUGGGUUAAAUAAAUCUGUCGUUUGUGUUAUACUACAAACUAAUAAUGUAAUCUGAUCAUCAAUAAAAAAAUAUUUUGUCAGCUACUAUA
Messenger RNA from Dicentrarchus labrax (European seabass), 1699 nucleotides. RefSeq names its product mal, T cell differentiation protein 2 (gene mal2). The transcript has 4 exons. NCBI's taxonomy places the organism in Eukaryota, Metazoa, Chordata, Actinopteri, Moronidae. Gene Ontology annotation, biological process: myelination. The record is from RefSeq and is a predicted model, not a curated record. Gene Ontology annotation, cellular component: membrane. Bases 77 to 637 code for a protein of 186 amino acids. Gene Ontology annotation, molecular function: structural constituent of myelin sheath.